AUGACUUGUGAAAAUUUGAAUAUUCCAUGUCAUCAUCACCAUCACCAUUGUGAUAGUGACGAAGAUGAUGAAGUGAAUAACACAAUGAAAAAAAGUGGAGAAAUCGACAAGUCUAUUGAUUAUGAAAUUAGAAAAUCUAUUCAACAUUUAAAUGAUGAUAAUAAUGAUUGUAAAAUCACAAAUACUACUAUUCAUAAUGAUAAUAGUAGUAAUAGUAGUAAUGAAUUCGGUAUAGAUACUUCAAAAGUCAACAUUGAAGUUGAGAAUAUGAAUCAUAAUAAAUUAAUCAAUUACAUGGAAUGUGAACUCGAAACAUUGAUGAAAACAAACUCUAACUGGAAUAAUAAUCUCGAUAAACACAAUAAAAAUCUGGAAAUAUCUAACAGUUAUGAUGGACAUUAUGAAAAUUCGCUAAUCGAUAAAACGAAUAGAAAUAAGUUCGAUCAAUAUCAUGGUUAUAUUACCGGCAAAUCCAACAAAGAAAUAAAUAAUUUCAAUGAGAACAAGAAUUCAUCUGACGGACAGGGACAAAACAGAGAACUAAACGACUCAUACCAUUGUCCUCAUUAUCAUCAAGCUAUCAACAAUGGAAUCAUAAAAGACAACUGCCUAUUUCAGUCAGCCUCAAGACAACCAGAAAAUUCCAAAAUGAUUGAGUGGUCCAACAGCAAUAAUCAAAUUAUCGAUGGAAAUAUUUAUAGUGAUCAUUCACAAAAUAAGUGUGAACAAUCAUUGAUUUCUGAUAAUCAACCGGUAUACCCUGAUCAUAUUACAUGUUAUCCAACUCAUUGUAUGACCGAUUCGUCAGGUUACACUUCGUCAAACUCUUCAUUUUCAAAUUCAUCAUCUGAAUGUUCGACAUCGUCAUCGUCAUCUUUGACAGUAGUUAGUAAGAUUAACCUACCUAUUGAAGAUGACGAUGCUACUCAUAAGAAUAUAAUCAGUAGUUUAGAUUGUACUGAUGAUAAAUUCCAUUCUAAUAGAUUAAAAGAAAUGAAUUAUGAGAAAUAUUUACAUAUGAAUUUAUAUUCAACACAAAAAGAUGACCAGUAUUCCCAAAAAUGUCUGAAUUUGACUGAAUUAAAUGAAGCAUAUCAUCAACAGACUAAUGUAAAUUGUAGAGACAGCGGUUUCAACAAUUCACUGACCGCUUAUUUACAGUCAAAUAAACAUUUUAUGAAUGGUAAUAAUCAUCAUCAUAGUAAUGUUUUAAUGGAACAUCAAAAACCCACUUGGAAGAAUGAUCUUAUGUACAAAGAUUUUAGUAAAUUAAAGACAAGUCUACAUGAAGGUGAUGACAAUGAUGAUGAAGAGGAUGACGAAGGAAAUGAUGAUGUUUGUCAAGAUGAUUAUCUGAGUGAAGGUGGUACAAGACAAAGAACGGAUCAUCAGUUAAAUUUAAACCAUACUGUAAAUGAAUUAGACAUUAAUGUCCCCAUUCAAUUAACAAACAAUAUUCCUCAUACAUUAACAAUUGCAAAAAAUUAUAAUAAACAUACAGCACACGAAAUGGGAUUUGUUGGUGGAAUGAUUGUAGACUGCAAUAAUAAUGAAAUGAUGAACAAUAUGACUAAAAUGUUGAAUUUUACACAGUCAAGACAACUUAUCAACAAUUCAGCUUUUCCGAUUAACGGAUAUACAACAACAAUAACAACAGUUCCACUAUCAUCAUCCUCCUCCUCCGUAUCAUCAGCAUCUUUAUCAAGAAUAGCAAUGACAUCAAGUGUCUCUGUCUCUAAUAACAUCCAAACAACAUCAUCAACAGCGAAUUGUACACGAAUAAUUAAUAAUGAAAAAAAUAAAAAACUACGUAAACCACGUACAAUUUAUUCUAGUAUGCAAUUACAACAAUUGGCUAAACGAUUUCAUUUAACUCAGUAUUUAAGUUUACCUGAAAGAGCAGAAUUAGCCGCAUCGUUGGGAUUAACACAAACUCAAGUUAAAAUAUGGUUUCAAAAUAGGCGUUCCAAAUUUAAAAAAUUAAUCAAUCAAGGUCAUGAUGUGUCCCUUUUAACAAACUCAUUAUCUUGUAAAUCAGAAACAAGUGAAUUGAAUAAUCAAACAGAGAAUAUUUAUGAAGAUUGUCAUGAUCUCUUAAUGAAAACUAUGCCAUCUGAAACCGAUAUUCUCAUUAAUUCAAAUGAUAUACCGAUUGACACAUCAUCUGGAUUUGAAAAUGGCCAUUCGAAUAGUAACUCAAAUAGUCCAAUCACUCAGUCGAUCAUUAGUUCACCUGAAACUAAUCUCAAUAAACAUAUUACCAAUACUAAUAACAAUAAUAAUUAUGUUAAAUUGGAUUUACAGCCUAAUAAUUUCAUAAAAUAUGAAAUCUCAUCGUCAGGUAAUUUAAGUUAUCAAACAUGGUCAACAGAUAUAAAAGAUGAUUACAGUACUUCUUUUGAUGGUCAAACAGUUCAAAAUCAAUUAAAAUUCAAUGAUUCAGUACAAUGUAAUAAUUAUUUGAAUCAAAAUUUUCAUCCCUCGACUAAUACUGAUCAAAUGAAUCUAUUGGACGCAUUACCGAGACCAUAUUAUUGGACGAAAUCAUUGUUUGAAUCAUCAUCGUCAUCUAAUUAUUGGUUACCGAUGUCAACAAGUAAUCAAUGUUCACAUUUUAAUCCAAAAUCGUAUUCAACUCCAAGAUGCGACGAUGAUGACAAUGAUGAUGGUGAUGAUGAUGAUGAUGACAACAAUGAUGAAGAUGAUGAUGAACAUGAAGACAGUGAAUUAGAACAUGAUACGAGUAAUGAUACUAAUAAUAAUACACAUGAUUCAUGGACUUUUAACAGAUCCAAUGAUUAUAGUUAUUUAAAUUCAACAACCACCAAGGAUAGAUUAAAAAAUUCUGAAAUAAUUUAUCCCAAAUCACCAUUACAAAUUUCUUCAUAUCAAGAAUGGAGAAAAUAUUGUUUAAAUAAUGAAUCAAAUCAAUUAGUUUAUGACUUUGAACAAGGUAAUUCACCAAAAACAUCUCAAGAUCCAUUCAAUUACAAGUUUCAUUCCUCUUGCUCACAAACAUUACCUGCAAUACCAUCAAUACCUUCAGCCUUAAUAUCAUCAGCAGAAACACAACCAUCACCAUGGUCUCUUAUAGAAUCAAUCUAUGUACAACAACAACAUCAACAACAAAACACUGGUCAAAAUGAAACUGAACUAAACCCCAAGAGCUCUGUCAUUAUUCCAAAUCACAAUUUCACUAAAAUAUCCGAUACUCUUAAAAACUCUAUCAUUCCAUUAACAAGUGAAUAUCAAUUUCAAAGGCAACAAGAACCACAAUUUCCUGAUCCAUGUGAACAUACACUAUUAACAUCAACAAUAACAUCUGUAAUGGCUGAUUCAACAUCACCAUCAUCAUCAUUAUCAUCAUCAUCAUCGUCAUCAACAUCAUCAUUAUUACAUAAAAACACAUUGUACAUUUAAAUACAGAAA
This is a messenger RNA of Schistosoma spindalis, 3429 nucleotides long. NCBI's taxonomy places the organism in Eukaryota, Metazoa, Platyhelminthes, Trematoda, Strigeidida, Schistosomatidae. The record is from the annotation of a GenBank genome assembly.